Nematostella vectensis (starlet sea anemone) is the source of this 3317-nucleotide messenger RNA. Its product is annotated as histamine H2 receptor. The transcript is spliced from 2 exons. Gene Ontology annotation, biological process: G protein-coupled receptor signaling pathway. Gene Ontology annotation, cellular component: membrane. NCBI's taxonomy places the organism in Eukaryota, Metazoa, Cnidaria, Anthozoa, Actiniaria, Edwardsiidae. The coding region runs from base 1608 to 2585 and encodes 325 amino acids. The record is from RefSeq and is a predicted model, not a curated record. Gene Ontology annotation, molecular function: G protein-coupled receptor activity.
GCGUUAAAAAAAUUCACCCCUAAGUGAUAGCACAUUAUGGGUGGUAAACCAAAUAAAGUUUUAACAACUUUAAUACACAUUCUCAGCUUUCCUUGAUUUUCUUUUGGUGCUAGUCUGCUGAGGAGAUAUUUUUUGUAAGAUUUUUAGACCAUAAAAAAUAGGACAAUCAGCCCCAUCUACUUUAAUGGAGCACACUUCGAGUCCACCGCCACCUCAAAAGAUGAUGCAUCCUACCUUUCUUGCCCCAAUCAGUGUUGUGAUAUGGCAUUUACAAUAAAAACCAAGAUUAUAUUUAUAGUUUUAUUAUAUCCAAAGUGGGUAGGAAAAUCUUUGUCAUACAUGUCACAACACAGUGCUCAAACAAGUUACAGAUCUCAGGUAUCCCAGUCAACCCUGCGCGCAGGGUCUAGUUGUCUAUAAAGGAGAUAACUUUCAAGUGGGCGUAGCAAGAUUAAUGUAGGCGAACAUUCUCGAACAAUAUAUCUCCAUACAUAUAUUUCGUAAUUUGAUUCCAUAUGGGCUAUCACUGUCUCAAAUACAACAAAGAAGAAAAUUCGCAAGAUACCAGACACUUUACUCAACCGACUUCCCCCUUUUCAGAGUCUUCUAGUCUAAAUUACCCAGAAUACCCUGAACAUUACCUUUGCACAUGCGCACGUGAUCGAUCACGUGACUUCAACAUCGAAUAGAUUCGACUGCUGAUUAUGGGAGAGAUAUGCACGGUAAAAUAAACGCAAGAACACCAAACAGAGAAAACAGAGAAGUGGCAUAAAAUGCAAUUCCGUAAGCAAGCUAGAAGCUAGAGGAUUUAUGUUUUCUCUUAUGCCUAAAUUCGAUGAAAGUUGAAGUUCUCAACGACUACAAAUGACAAGCCGUUAGACUCUUACAGCAAAAGGAGGGAGAACAGACAAAAGACGGAAAGAAGAACAGAAUCAACAAAACACCACUAGUUCUAGCUAAACUCUUACCUCAAAAGAAAGGAGAACAGUCAAUAAUAAUAUGCCCUCUAUUCAAUUUUCGAGGUUAUCAACGACUACAGAUAACAAGCCGCUAUAGACUCUUACAUCAAAAGAAAGGAGAACAGACAAUAAGACGGGUAGAAGAAAAGAAUCAACAAGACGCCACUAGUUCUAGCUAAACUCUUACAGCAAAAGAAAGGAGAACAGUCAAUAAGACGGGAAGAAGAACAGAAUCAACAAGACGCCAGUCUUGGUUAACAGUGCAUUUGAAAAAUGGAACAUAUUGCAUGUAGGAAACAGGAAAAGAUCAAACGACGGGUUGAGAUUGGUUAUCGAGGAGUAUAAAGCGUUAGUGAAAAGUGCUCCAUACAAGCACUCAAGAAACACCGCGGGGCAUAAGACCAGACCAAGGAAAAAUCAUCGAGUUGUUUUCACCUUAAAAAGUGUUAUUUCUGACACAGUGUUUUCAUCAAAGUCUGGCAUAGGGCUGUGGUACAAGUCUAUCAUCAUCUAGUUGCCACUACAGGACAAAGAGAGCGAUUUUUAUACGGUGCUAUCGUUUUUACCCUCUAGUUUCCAUCUUUGAAAGAGGGAGUGGCUUUAUUAACGACGAAAUAAACGCCUCAAGAAACUGAAUCUCAAAGAAGCAUGCCUAACAUCACAUGCGCAAUAGCGGCCAACGCCACUGACCACCUGAACGUGGACGUGCUCAUAGCAUCUCUCGUUCUCCCAAUCGGUGGCUUCGUCGUUGUUAGCUGCGUGGCUUUCUUGGCGGUCAUUCAACGCAAUGCACGACUACAAACACCAGCGAACUUAAUCCUCUGCAGUCUAACAGUCAGCGAUCUGCUUGUAGGCGUGGUCAGCGUCCCUAUGUUCUCGGCUUUUCUUUUCCUGAAGGCGUCUCACCCUGACGCAUGCGCGUUUUCACGCCUGUUUGACGUCACGAGGUACAGCAUGUAUGUCAGUGCGGGCGGCUCACUCGUGCAGAUUUCAGUCUUCAGCUGGGACCGCUGGGAGGCUUUAUCGCAGCCGCUCAAAUACAAAACAAAGGUAACCCGUCGGAAGGUAUUAACUGUGAGCGGUGCAUGCUGGGUAGUUUGGAUCAUGUGGCUGAGCGUGAUUCUGUACGGGAUGUCAAACCGCAUGCGUGAGAUAUGCACCGCUGUCACGUGCUGCGUCCUCGUACUCACCCCAGUCUUUUUCCAUUGUGCGCUGGUUUUAACAAUCCGAGCGGAGUUUAGAAAAAUGACCAUGAUUCCCAUACAGCGUUACGUGACCGCUGCGUUACUCAAAGAACGCCGCAUCACCGUCACAUUGCGUUACAUCAUAGGAGCAUUUCUAGCUUGCUUACUUCCGGUUAUGUUUAUUUGGAUCGCGUAUAUAGCUGGCGUGACUUCACUCAAGCGUCACGCCUUUCCAUGGGCUGUCACGCUCACGUUUUUCAACUCGUGUUUGAAUCCUGUGAUUUAUUUUUGGCGUAUUCCUGGUAUGCGUAGCGCCGCUCUACGCCUGUUUUGUUGUUGGUGUGUGAAUGAAAGGAAGAGUCGGGGGGAGCCUGGGUCUAGAAAACAAGGGUUUGCGACUGGUAGGGCUGCUAUGGCGACACGCUACGAUACUAAAUUAUAAAAAAAACACUUUUGUAUUUCGAUUAAGCUUGAUUAAUAAGGAUAUUAGUUAAGAAAAAUACCGUCAUAUUUUCUCAUUCUCUUACAUCUACAAGGCUAAAAAAAUCACAUUGAAGAUAUUCGUAAAAACAUGUAUUUAUAAACCAAUUGACGUACCCAUAUUAGACAGUAUUGCUAAAAACUCAUUAAUUUUAUCUUGUAUCUACAACAAACCUAGGGUUCCUUCUCUUUUUUCUAACCACGCCUCAAACUCCGCUCGGGUUGAGUCACAAAAAAGCCUGGUUAAAAUUGCCCUUUCUACUUUAGGUCAUUCUGCGUUAAUGUAGCUUAGUGUUUUAACGGGGUUCCCACGAUUUCAGACUUUUAAUUACCUUUUAAUAUUAUAAAAAAAAAACAUUCAUUCGUAAAACUAUUAUCUUUUCUUUUCAUAACAUUUAAUGACUUCGGGUUUUUUAUUUUUUUGUUUUAUUUUUUUUUCCAUGACUUUCCAGGCCUAGGAAAAAAGUUCUCUAAAUUCCAUGACUUUCUAGGAUUUUAUGGACCCGUGGGAACCCUAUAAGGUACAAAUCGUCAUUACGAAAAUUGUUGAGAAUUGACACAAAAAAGCUAAUAAUUUUGUCAUUUUGGCGAAUUGCGUGACGCGGGCCCCAUAUGGAACUCAUAUCUAGUAUUGUAUUUGAAUGUAUCGUAUUCAAUUGCUAUAAGUUUGACCUAAUAAAGAUGUGAAAAACCA